This is a messenger RNA of Opisthorchis viverrini, 2512 nucleotides long. RefSeq lists its product as hypothetical. Gene Ontology annotation, cellular component: extracellular region. The record is from RefSeq and is a predicted model, not a curated record. Bases 1 to 2469 code for a protein of 822 amino acids. The transcript has 15 exons. NCBI's taxonomy places the organism in Eukaryota, Metazoa, Platyhelminthes, Trematoda, Opisthorchiida, Opisthorchiidae.
AUGUCUGGGCUAAUCAGGAACGCGUGCUGCACAGACUUGUCGCCUAGGCGUAUCGAGUGCAUUGACAAUCCGUCAACCUUCAGUCGAUAUCCACCGAGAGCUGUCACGGCUAGCGCGCACGGUCUGAGUUCAGCUUGGUUCCCUCUUUGCCUCAGCGAUACGCCUGCUCCGGUAUCAAUCAAACAUAACUCCCUUUUUCCGUUUACCUCGAUAACGGCUUGUAUGCACCGGCUGGUUCGAGCGUGCCUGUGCGAUUCCUUCUUCACGGCUGCGAGUUGGUCCACUCUGGUGUGCAGUUCCUCCCUGUUCUCGUGUGACUGCAACGUGGCCAGUGGUGCCUCGGGCAGUUCCCGGGCCAGGCGCACCAGCCCCUCCACACUCAACUGGCCAAUUGCUAGCGCCAAACGCAAUUGGGCACCAAGCACCGGCUGCACACCUUCACCGAACUGGUCGGACAGGAAGUGGUGGCGUGACACUCCGCCCGGCCCCCGGCAAAGCGCGAUCCAACGACUGCUGCGGGCCGGCGAAGAACACUGUCUGAUCAGAUCCAGGUGCCAUCCUGGCCAUCUUGAACCGCCUCAUAGCCUCCUGGCGGACUUCAUUCGCGGCGGCCCAGUCAAUCUUCCGAGGGCCUCUUCUGGCCGCAUCCAGGGUCACCUUCGCCGGGCCCCUGAGGAGGGUAUUCAGCGCCUCCAAAUUACCCCGACCAUUGGACAGAGAAGCAAAACUCUCAUUCGCAUCUUAUUUACAAAAACUGGACAUCCAUUUUCUCUUGAACACGUCUUCUUGAACUUUCCUGGAUAUUCAUUGACCCCAAUCAUUCAUUGCUCAAAUCCAAGCAAAUAUCACAAAGCGACUCCACAAAUUCCGCAACAUAUCUCCCCUUCACAAGAGACGGAAAGCGAAAUUCCAAGAAAAACACAUACUACUCGCAUGCCACCCCAUCAGUGGUAUCACCGUUCCAUCAGACCUUGGAUAGCCACCGUCGGAUCACGAUCGAUUGACCAGCUCGCAAUAAAUACAGGGGUGGCGAGUAAAUCUGCCGAUCAACAAUCGUUGAUCACAAACGAAGUUGUUGCUCACAUGAGCAUGAUGUCGAUUGACGAGGGUUUGAAUCGAGAGUGCAUUGAAGAACAUAAUAGACUUCGCGCCUUGCACGGAUGUGCACCACUGACGUUGGAUCCGGAACUGGCAAGAAAGGCCCAACUUCAUGCAGAGGAGUUAGCCGCUGGCAAAGAACACAUUCAGUCGAAUGAGUAUGGCGAGAAUGUGGCGAUGCGGAAAACAGAGAAUCAAACCACGCUUACUGGUAAACAGGCAACUCUCAUGUGGUACCGGGAAAUUGCCUCCUAUGAGUUUGGCGUGGAAAAUCAACUCAAUUGUGGUCAUUUCUCACAGGUUGUCUGGAAGUCCACUACGCAUGCUGGCUUUGGGCGUGCUCUAAAACCUGAUGGGCGCCGAAUAUUUGUUGUCGGGAUCUACCUGCCCCCAGCUAAUUUCAACAACGAGUGGACUGAAAACGUUCCGGCACCUCUCAGUGGAGUAAUCUAUACUCCCACACUCGAGGAUAUCGAAGAAAUCCCUGUUUCUCAGACAAUUGGUAGCCGAGGGGAGGAAGGGAUUCUGCCUUAUGGCCUUACCGCUUGGCUUGCUGCAGACGAACAUCCAGGAAUGAAUGGUUUGCCUAACAGUCAGCCAUUGGCUCCUUUAAAACGUGAUCACGGAAUCCACACAGAGUGUGUGCUUCAAGAAAGUACGGUAUACAAACGGAAAUCUUCACACAAGUCUCUGGAUGAGAUGUUCGUUAACGUACGCGAGCGGUUUCGUCGAUACAAUCAGACAGAUACCUCUGCCGAAACGUACGAUGUUGAAACAUGGUACAGUAGUCUGACAAUGGACAAGAUUAUGGCUUGGGCAACCUGGAAGUAUCCCAGCCCUCGUGCUUCCUCCGGGUGGCAUGGCAAGCUCAGCCAUCCACUCAACACUGAAACGGCGCACCUGGAAGCUUUUCGUUGCGAAGUUCUGCAUACGCACAAUCGCUAUCGAGCAAUGCAUGGUGUUCCGGAUCUGAAACGAAGUGCAACACUGGACGCCCUGGCAUUGAAUUGGGCCAAAGAGCUGCAAAAGACUGGCACACCGGCCUACUGGGAGCAUGAAUACGGCAAUUCUCUGGUGGGAGAGAACGUGGCUGAUCGGAUUACCGAGUGCGGGAAGAUUACUGGUCAAACACUGGUUGAAAAGUGGUACAAAGAAAGUGAACUAUAUGACUAUUCAACUGAGCCAAAUUCCGUGGAAUAUGUGGGACAUUUUACUCAGAUGAUCUGGAAGGGGAGUAAAGAGAUCGGUGUCGGGAUUGCACCCUCAAGGGAUCUGCCGAAUCGGGCCUUUAUCGUGUGCUUCUAUAACCCUCCUGGAAAUGCCAAAGGGGAAUACCGUGCAAAUGUGUUCCCCCCGAUUGUUCACUUUUGACACUAAAUUUUGUUGGAAAUCACUAUUAAAUGGCUGUUUUUAC